This is a messenger RNA of Spodoptera exigua (beet armyworm), 1947 nucleotides long. The record is from the annotation of a GenBank genome assembly. NCBI's taxonomy places the organism in Eukaryota, Metazoa, Arthropoda, Insecta, Lepidoptera, Noctuidae.
AUGUCAUUCAAGAACACUGCGCUAUCAAGAAUCCCGGUAACUGCUCCCAUUACAAUUUGCUGUCCGUCACCUUCUAACUACAUGCCGAAUCUAACCUACACGAUGUCAAACAACGCACAAGCUCCAAGCUACACCCAAUACCAUCAUCCCAUGCGCCCGCCGAUGCGUCAAUUUGAUUACGGGGGAUAUUUACCGUUGCACUCCAACCCUGCAAGCGGUUUCUGGACAAGUUAUUUGAGUAUGAGCAUGGCAACGCAGAACUUUUCACCAAACGUAGACCAAUUCGACCGGAGUGCAUUCGAUGAUACUAAUUUGAUAACGAGACUAAGUGCUACAGCGCAAGGUGUGUAUGGUGGUGCAAUUACCUCGAACGCAUCUGUUUCAUCAACUAGUUACAGGAACAAUGAAGCGGAGCGUCAUCACUCUAUUGCUACAUCCACCACAGACAUCGAUAGAUUGCCAUCUCCCGACGAGAGUGGACAAAUUGAUGGUUUUGAAGAGAGUGAUGUAAAAUUUGUAGGAUCACAGUUUUUUUUUAUAGAACGGCAAAAAAGCAAUGGUCCGCCCCCGUACACGUACACGGUGUUGCGGGUCAGCACAAGAGCAGAGCAUCGGUACUCUAUCACCUCCACCGUACACGUCGAUAGAUUGCUAACUCUCGCCGAGAGAGCACAAGGUUCGAAACCUCUGAUGAUUUUAACUAGUGCAACUGUAUCACAGCAAACACCUGCCGCAUCAAGGAGACUCAGGUACAGGAACAUAGAAGCGGAUCGACAUCAUCGACAUCAGCCUAUUGCUACAUCUACCACAGACAUCGAUAAAUUGCCAUUUCACGACGACAGUGGACAGGGUGCAACCGCAUCGCAGCUGCCACGUGACACAUCAAGUACUCUCAGGAAGACAGUAGUGAAGCGACAUCGCUCUAUAGCUUCAGACGGUACAUCCACCACAAAUGUUGAAAGAUUGUUUUCAUCUGUCAACGAGAGAAUACAAGGUGCGACCGCAUCACAGCAUCCACCUGUAACUUCAACUAAUCUCAGGAAGUCAGGAGUUAAAAGACGCCGCUCUAUAGCUACAAACGCUACAUCCACCACAAGGGUUGAUGGAUUGCUGUUAUCUGUCACUGAGAGAAAACAAGUAUACAAGAUAUAUGCUAAAUAUACAAAGUCUAAAAUUUUCUUUGAAUAUGAUUUGUCAUCAUCAUCUCCCGAAAGACGUCUGCUGGUGGGCAAAGAUCUCCCCAUUUGUUCUCCACUUCGAACGACAAGUCCAUUCAUCAACCAUUUUAGCGAGAUAUCUAUUAGGACACCACUGGCAUACGGUGAAGGAGCGACGGCAUCUCAGUACUCAACUGACCCAUCAAACAGUCUCAGGAAUAGAGGUGCGGAAAGACGCCACUCUGUUUUGGUAAAGGCUACAUCGACUGCAGGUAGUACUAAAUUGUCAUCAUUUAACAAGAACAUUCAAGAUUGGUAUCGAGUCGAUUCAACUGCAUCCGUAUCAAACUUAGUCGCUAACGACAAUAGUGACGAGAGCUUGGACUCUGACCACCAAGACAGAGAAACCUUCAUUUCCACGAUGUAUCAUCAGUUAAUACAAAAUUUGCCAGAUUUUCAAUCCAAUGAAACGCUACCGUCGCACCCGCUGCAUGAAAUAUUUGCUCAAACGACAACGUCACCAAACGUUACUACACCAACAUCUACCACUUCCAGUUCUAUAGCACUCGGAGGUAGUGGUUCCUUUCACGAUCAAGAUGGAUACUAUAGCAGAGAAGAUAACAUAGAUUCAAUUCAAAUUGAAAGACCAUAUUCGGGGUUAAGUUCGGAGGGUGCACAAAGUAUUGACGCAUCAGUACAAAGAAUGCAAGAUCCCAAAAAAAAGAAACGUGACCACCCAUACAUUCAUCCACACCAGGAAAAUAGAUCACAGAGAUACUACGACGAAUAA